Messenger RNA from Verruconis gallopava, 3374 nucleotides. RefSeq lists its product as uncharacterized. Lineage: Eukaryota; Fungi; Ascomycota; Dothideomycetes; Venturiales; Sympoventuriaceae. Gene Ontology annotation, molecular function: DNA-binding transcription factor activity, RNA polymerase II-specific; sequence-specific DNA binding; zinc ion binding. The coding region runs from base 59 to 2143 and encodes 694 amino acids. The transcript has 6 exons. The record is from RefSeq and is a predicted model, not a curated record. Gene Ontology annotation, biological process: positive regulation of transcription by RNA polymerase II; DNA-templated transcription.
CACAAUUGUAUUAUACGAGAAGGAAUCCCUUCUCUGAAUCGCAGAUAUCCGUGCGAAGAUGUCAGAAUGCAAGCGGGCAGUGCUAAGCUGUCAGCGAUGUCGCAAACGAAAAAUUAAGUGUGAUCGGGUGAUGCCUUCUUGCAGUCAGUGCAUUGCUUCUAAGACCUCUUGCACUGGAUUUGACGGCACAAACGAUAGCAAGGGCAUCCCCCGAAGUAUUGUUCGCCAUCUCGAAUAUGAAAUCGCAAAACUUGAAACAGCCUUGGGCACAUCGGACGUUGACGUCGUAAGAGGUGCCGACAUAUUGCUCCAAAUCUACCACCCUGUAGCAUCCCCAAUCGAUACUGUUACAGAUUCUUCGCGACUGAAAACCUCGCCAAACCAGACACUAGUUGAUGGUUCACACGAUGACCAAGCAACUCUUGAAGAAGAACAUCUGUUAAACACCAUAAAGGCAAGCCGAGGUCUGCAGUCAAUGGUGCUGGCGUCCUUGCCUCGUGAAUAUGGCAUGACUUCAAAGAUUCGCACAGGUCUAACGCCAUCAAGCACAAAAUCAGCGCCCAAUAUCACAUCAGAUGCCACUGAUAUACAAAGAAGCAGCGUUAGUCCAAAGCCAGCUGUGCUUAAUAGUCAGCUUGAAGCGAGACUACUGACCAGUCUACCCAUUGAGAUCAUUCAAGCCCUGGUAAAGAAAUAUGUAAAAACAAUUGUACCACAAUUUCCGUUUAUGCUAGGAUCAGAAGUAAAUGCACAUCUGGAUAAGGUGCUAGCUGCUCUACAUGCAUUUCAAGCGGCAAGUCCUUUGAGUAGUACUGGAGAACGAAAAGCUCUCAGCGUAGAACCCAACGCAGACUUUCUUGUUAUCUAUCUUGUUCUAGCUAUCUCAAUUACUAUAGGGUCUGCUAAAGGAGGGCACGAAGUGCGCUGUAUGUCUUUCUCGACGUCUCUUUUUGAAGAGGGCAUACAACAUUUUACAGGUCAAGCGGAGUCUUCAUCAGAUCUUGCUGCGUUGCAAAUAAACCUCUUAAUUCUCCUAUACGCAACAAUAAACCCGAGAGCAGGUAAUGUUUGGAUCCUUUCCGGCAUUGCUAUGCGGACGUGCUCAGAGCUUGGACUACACCGGAAUGGCGAUUACACAGGAAUCGAAUCUUCCAAAAUCGAUUUAAGAAGAAGAAUAUUCUGGAGUGCGUAUUGCUUAGAUCGUUCAAUAUGUGCAGCACUUCAACGGCCUUUGUCGCUUCCAGGGACAACGAUUGAUGUCAAACUUCCGUCACCUCAUGCCGAGCUUCCUGGUCGUAUACCUUUCAUGGGAACAAUUGAUUACCACAGAAUGCAAUCAGAAAUAAUGCUAACUCACUUCACAAACCAGCCGAUGGCUUGCGGUUCCUUCGAAGAAUUUCAAGCUAUUAUGGAGAAGCGAUUGAGAGAGUGGUACGAAACUUCACAAAGCGAAACGCCAAUCCUUGAACUUUGCGAUUUUCAUCUUGCUCGAGGUUUAGCCAUACUCCAUCGACCAUCUCCAAGAAAUGUCAUGCCGUCUCAGCGAAGCCUUUUGAUAGCAUUUGAAGCAGCAUGUUCCGCCGCUCGUUGUCAAAGUGAUCAUCUUCAAAACGGCGUCUUCAGAAGACAUUGGCUAUCUGCUCACUUCACUCUAGAAAUGGCAAUCCUAAGCUGUUUUUGCUUAAGAUAUGCUUGCAGGGCUAUCUGUGAGAAAUUCGAUCCAGGUCAGGUGUUCGAAAUGACAAAGCUUGCUACGAGCAAUUUCCUGCACAUUAGCUCUAGAGGAUGGCCAGAAGUCUCCAAAUAUGCUGGAAUAUAUGAGAGACUCUUAGGUCCGCUUCUUCAGGCUGUAUUUUCUCCAGACAAGAACCCCGAACAUUUUUUCCUCCCGAGUCAUGAUGCUGAGCUAAAGGCUUUGCUCUAUCCACGUCCUCUUGAACUUGAAAAACAUUGCCAUGGUUCCACUCGAACGGAGGACGUUUCAGAAUUUGAUUUUAACAUUCUUGAUUUCAACGAAUUAAAUUUCGACGUCGAAGGCGUUCAGUCAGAUUUCUCGACUAGCUUUCUCACAGGGUUUGAAUUACUUGACCAUGCUUUAGCGGCCGAUGAUUGUGCUAUCGAAGUUUCAGAAAUAGCAAGCUAGUAUGUGGUCUUGCGUAUUCAUUGUGCUACUGAAUGAAUACGAACAACAAAAACACGGUCUGCGAAAACGUAAACGCAAGCCCCUGCUUCAAGGUCCUACUUCGCUGUGAAGUGAACGUAAAGCAAAUGCAACAGUCGAUUCGAGAUAUUAGAGCAAGGACACCGAGAUUUACACUACGACUUGAACUGGCUUUCCCGCACACCAACCUUCGACUGCCUCCCGCACCAUUCGCUGUAAAGAUGUCAUGGUGGCAUUGGCAAGCCAAGCGGUAUGAGGAGUCGUUAACACAUUGAGUCCUUCUGUAUCAGCGGCUAGCAGUGGACUUGUGCUGCUGUUGGCAGGCUCUUGUGAGAACACAUCAAAUGCAGCACCUGCUAUUUGAUGAGUCUGAAGUGCAUGAACGACUGCUGAUUCGUCGACAAUAUCUCCUCGCGAAACGUUGAUAAGCACUGCAGAACUGGACAUGCGACUCAACUCGAACUGUCCAAUGAGGCCGAUGGUUUCAGGAUUUCUUGGUAUGACCACCGCCAAAACCGUACUGUCUCGAAGGACUUCAUCAAAUGCUGUGCGGCCUUCACGAACACACUUUGCGCCCUUUCUCUCUGCCACAAUCACUUUCAUGCCUAACAACUUUGCAAGUCGUCCGAUUCUUUGGCCAAUUUUGCCAUAUCCAAUCAGGCCGAUCGUCUCCUCUUCGCAUGUCAAAGGCAUUUUCUUGUUCCUGUCUUCGAGAAUGGGAAUCAAGGACCCUUUCAGUGGCCACUGACCUCCUCUCGUUGCAGUUUGUGUCUGGUAAAACUUCCUCCUUGUCGCGAAGUACAUACCAAUUGCAUGUUCAGAGACUGCAGUUACAUUUGCUCCGGCGCAUCGGCAAACUACAAUUCCACGUUUCAUGCAAGAUUUGAGGUCAACACUAUCUGUACCUGUUGCCAUCACUGCUAUGAGCUGUAGUUUUGGCGAGAUUUCGGCCGACAGAACCGAAGCGUCCAGACGAAUCGUCGUAGUGAUGACGAUUGAAGCAUCGCGUAUUCUUUCGGGAAUCUGGUCUUUCAAAGUUUUUGGGUAUGUCUCUAAUGUAUAGGUGUAUGGUGAAGGCAGUUUAAAUUCGGGAAUCGGACAGAAGUGAGCUUCCAGAGCGACAAUAUGGUGAUGGUUCUCGGACUUAAGAUUUGAUUGAGAAGCCGCCAUUGCACAGAUAUUGACGUUCACCAAAUCAAAAAAAAUUUAAAAU